Penaeus chinensis is the source of this 2124-nucleotide messenger RNA. Its product is annotated as phenoloxidase-activating factor 2-like. The coding region runs from base 179 to 1483 and encodes 434 amino acids. The transcript has 7 exons. Gene Ontology annotation, biological process: proteolysis. NCBI's taxonomy places the organism in Eukaryota, Metazoa, Arthropoda, Malacostraca, Decapoda, Penaeidae. Gene Ontology annotation, molecular function: serine-type endopeptidase activity. The record is from RefSeq and is a predicted model, not a curated record.
AUGCAGGAAAAUAUACCUAUAUUAGGUGAACUGGCAACAGCGUUCUCUUGACUACAUGUGUCUGCCGUAGCUCACUCACAACGCUAAGAGAAGCUGCUGUGAGUGUAAGCUCAGGAAGAAAAAAAAAGUACAAAGAAAGUAACGAGGGACGCGAAAAGAAAACAAGAAAGAGGAGAAAAUGCACCCUUCGAUGGCAUUAUUCCUCUGCCUCUUCCUGGCAUCGACAACACACAGCGCAAGACUUAGUAGGCGCCAAGUCAACGUCUCUCACAUUUCCGACGAACAUCUAAUUUCCCUCUUCGACAACCCGGAUUCUUCCCCUGUCGAAGAUACUUCUCCAGAGCCGCUUAAUUCUUCUCCUCCAGGAUUUUCCUCGGGUGUGUCCUCCUUUCCCCCUGUUUCAUCCUUCGAUCCAGAUGCUACUCUCACUGGGGCAUGUAGGUGUGUUAAGCAUUGGGAGUGUGCGGAUAACAGUGCGGAACCACACGAAGGACCUCAGAAGGAAAACCUUGUCGGAGAUAUAAGAUUAACCGGUAUAGUGGGAGUCGUGAAUCUCAGGCACAAUGGAAUGUGUCCCGAUUUACAGGACGUAUGUUGCCUCUCACCCUUCCCCACAGCCGUCCCAACCCCCACACCCAGACCCCACUCCCCGAGCUGUGGGACGAUCAAUGAAGAUGGAGUCAUCCAGAAUUUCCAGGGAUUUCCGGAUAAUCAAGCGCAGUUUGGUCAAUUUCCCUGGAUGGCCGCCCUCAGAACACUCCGGCCGUUCGCCGACGACCCCGCAUACGGCUACAUUGGGGGCGGUUCCCUCGUUCGGCCGGGGGUCGUCAUGACAGCGGCUCACAAAGUGCAUGAUCGUGAGACCCAAGACCUGGUGGUGCGACUUGGCGAGUGGGACUUCAGCUCGACCUCCGAGACCAUCCCGUACCAGGAAAUCGCGGUGGUGCGAGUCGAAAUCCAUCCGCAGUUCAACAGUAGUACCCUCGCCUACAAUGUGGCCCUCCUCUUCCUUGAGAGAGACGCUGCCCUGGGCCCCACCGUGGAUACUGUCUGCCUUCCCGAGCACGACCAGUUCUUCGAUGGCGCCCUAUGCUACAGCGGCGGCUGGGGCAAGGACAGCUUCGGCCGCAGUGGGAGAUACCAGGAGAUUAUAAAGGCCGUGCAGCUGCCGGUUACCAACUACAGGCAAUGUGAGGCGAUCAUGAGGACGACCAGGCUGGGCAGAAACUUCAACCUGCAUCCGACGUUCAUGUGCGCGGGCGGCCUGGCGGGGGAGGACCUGUGCACGGGCGAUGGCGGCGCCCCGCUCGUGUGCCCCGGACUCGCGAACCCAAACCAAUAUGUGCAGGUGGGCAUCUCUUCUUGGGGUAUUGGCUGCGGAAGAGAGGGCAUCCCAGGAGUCUAUGCCUCUGUCAGUGAACUCAUACCUUGGGUCAAUAGCGAGUUGGAUGCAGGAAUAGGUUUCAACCCGCGUCAUACGUGAGAGAGAAAGUCCAGUAUUGUAUUACAUUACUAUUCUGGAACGCUAUUUACGACAUCGCUGUAGUCACCACGUCGCACACAUUGAUUCCCUUCAGGUCUCCUUACCUGUCAGAGUGACCUGUGAGUAAAACAGGUAAAUGAAGAAUGGGUUGGAACCGAGCCGAGUGAGGAUGCGUAUAGCGUAGCUAUUCUAAGAGUUGCGUUUUUUUAGUUUUGUUUUUCUCUCUUUUUCUUUUCUUCUUACGAAAUUCAUUUGACUGUUUAUAAAACGCAUUUGCUUCGGCAUUUAUCUGAAUGGCAUUAUUUCCAUUCGUGUCUAUCUUUAUAGCCACCUCUUGUUAUAGGUGUAGAACAACCCAGAAUGUCAGUUUCCGUGUUAAAUGCUGGGCUGCUUUGUAAAUAUAUUUAUUCUUCGCGAAAGAAUAUAUAUCAUGAAAUAUGUAUACGUUAUUAAGAGAUGUAGAUGAUAGUACUCAAACUGAUAUUGAUAAUGUUCGUUUAGAUAUAUAAGUUUGUAUGCAGGCACAUUUUUGUGAUUUGCAAAUGUGAAUUAAUUGUCUGUGCGUGUGUGUGUGCUUGCUUAUGUAUUGACAUAGUGUAUAAUAAGAAAUGCACUAAGAGUAAAUAAACAUAUAUUGUUAA